CCCCAUGAGGUCACUGAGACAAGAGGUCUAUAAAAGACAUGGUUACAGAGAAGUCUGAAGGAUUUCAGUUGCAGAGCCUACACCAUGAAGAACACAUUUAUUCUGCUGUGGCUGUUACCAUACGUAAUUUAUGGCGCUAAGCUGACGAAAUCAAGAUCCCAGUUUGCUGCAAGUAAUGAUGAGAUCCAGAAACUGUCUGAACAGCUGUAUGCGGGUGACGUAAACAAGGCUGGCAGUGGCGACAUUACCCUGAACCUGCAGCACAAGGUAUCCAGUUCCCAGGCUGGCACAGGAACCGACUUUUCUAGCCAAAAGCUUUUCGACUACGUCAAUGAAGCCAAACUAUUCAUCCGUCCGACCUUCAAGAGACUCAUCGCCUUACUGGACAACUAUAUCAAGAACACAGGGACUGUGGAAUCUGUCACCAAUGGAGAGAUCCAAGAACAGAAUGCCUUUAUAGAUGAAAUAUUCCAAACUACUAUCAUGAAAAAUCUUUCCAGCUUCUUAAUCUCAAAAGGUUAUUACACAUCAGUUGAAGGCUUUGAGACUGACCUGCGGGAAAUGUGGUUUGGACUAUACACACGCUCAAAAGGUUCCUUGGACUCCUCAGGCUUUGAACAUGUCUUCAGUGGUGAAAUCCACAAAGGAAAGAUAUCUGGAUUCCAUAGCUGGGUGAAUCUCUACCUGAUGGAGAAGGCUGGUCAGAUUAACUAUCUCAGCUACAGUUCAGAUGGACCGUGGACCAGCUAUCCUGAUGUUUUCGCCUUCCAGUUUAAGUUGUCCACCUAUUUGAAAACUGUUGGCUCCUUCUUUAUUGGAUCCAGUCCUGAGUUUGAAAUUGCGAUGUACACACUUUGCUACGUCACUCGCCCAGGUAGUCUGUGCACUGUAAAAUUGGGUGGUUCUUCUCUCAAAAUCCAAACCUACAGUUGGGACAACUCAUCUUAUGGAAACGGCAAAAGAUAUUUAGCAUCUUCAUACCCCAACAUUUAGAGCAAGUGUUUUAAUCCUUGCAAACAGUUGCAUUUCAGCAAAAAAAAAACAAAAAAAAAAAAACACUUUUCAAAGGGGUUCACUGGGAUUUUCAGAUUUCCUCAGGAUAGGUCCAAGGAUAGUGUGAUUGGCGGGGUUCCAAUUCCUGGCACUCCGCUGAUCAACUGUUUGGUUAAACCAAGAGCUCCGGUGAUCGCCGUGGUCUCCUCGCAGCUAACCAA
Bufo bufo (common toad) is the source of this 1214-nucleotide messenger RNA. RefSeq names its product poly(U)-specific endoribonuclease-D-like. Bases 85 to 993 code for a protein of 302 amino acids. The transcript has 7 exons. Lineage: Eukaryota; Metazoa; Chordata; Amphibia; Anura; Bufonidae. Gene Ontology annotation, molecular function: RNA endonuclease activity. The record is from RefSeq and is a predicted model, not a curated record.